This is a messenger RNA of Cucumis sativus (cucumber), 780 nucleotides long. RefSeq names its product MLP-like protein 43. Bases 105 to 563 code for a protein of 152 amino acids. Lineage: Eukaryota; Viridiplantae; Streptophyta; Magnoliopsida; Cucurbitales; Cucurbitaceae. The record is from RefSeq and is a predicted model, not a curated record. Gene Ontology annotation, biological process: defense response. The transcript is spliced from 2 exons.
CCAUAUGCUUUUAGUAGAACAAUAUCAAUGAACUUUUCUUGAUCAGUUAUAAUAAAGUCUGUAGAGAAGAUUAUAUACAUUGAAGAAGAAAAAAGAAAAGAAAAAUGUCUAUUACUGGGAAAGUUGAGGCUCACAUUGAAAUGAAAGCUGCAGCUUCGAAACUUCAUGAAAUGAUUGUAAAGAGACCACACCAUAUAUCCAAUGCUUCUGGAGACAAAAUACAAGGCUGCCGUUUGCACCAAGGUGAAUGGGGAAAAGUUGGUUCUAUUGUCUAUUGGGAUUACUUUCAUGAUGGAGAGGCAAAGGUGGGAAAGCAUGUAAUCGAAGCAGUUGAUGAGGAGAAGAACAUGGUCGUUUACAAAGUGCUAGAAGCAGACCUUCUAAAGAAUUAUAAAGACUUCAGGUUUAUAAUGCAAUUUACUCCAAAAGGAGAAGGAAGUAUAGCUCAUUGUACAUUAGAAUAUGAGAAAUUGCAUGGAAAGGUUCCUGAUUCACAUUCCAUGCUUAAGUUAUGUGAAGAAGUUUGCAAAGAUCUUGAUGCUCACCUCAUGGAAGGCAACUAAUGAGAACUCAACUCAAUGGAUUUUUAUUCUAUGCUAUGUAUUAAUUAUUAAGCACUAUACUCUAUGUUUUUACAAAUAAUAUUGCUUGUAGUAAGCAUGUGUAUGUUAUCUUCAUGUAUGAGAAAAUAUUUAAUAAUCCUUUGAAAUAUUUUAAAAUGUAACCAUAUACUCAUAUAUAUUGGUUGGACAAUAAAACUACUAUUUGCAUUAUGUUUAC